Molecule: messenger RNA, 621 nt
Organism: Penicillium cataractarum
Lineage: Eukaryota; Fungi; Ascomycota; Eurotiomycetes; Eurotiales; Aspergillaceae
Product: DJ-1/PfpI family protein
Exons: 3
Coding region: 1-621 (206 amino acids)
Source: RefSeq, a predicted model, not a curated record
AUGAGCGACAACCCCUCACCAAAAGCUUCCCUCCGCAUCGGAGUCGUCCUCUUCCCAGGCUUUCAAGCCCUCGACGCCUUCGGCCCCCUAGAUUGCAUCAACGUCCUCUCCAGAACCGAAUCCAUAACCCUAUCCCUCCUCUCCACAACCCUCGACCCAGUCUCCACCCAAUCCCCCGACAUCCCAACGACAACGGGGCAAUCCAUCUUACCAACCCACACCUUCGCAACCGCCCCACCACUAGACCCCCCCGUCACCGAAGCAAUCGCAUUCAUCCAGAGAACCUAUCCAACGCUGCAAUACCUGAUUACCGUGUGCACGGGGUCGGGACUCGUCGCGCGGGCGGGGGUGUUGGAUGGGAAGCGCGCGACGAGUAAUAAGAUGGUGUGGAGGGAGAUGAGUGCGCUUCGGGCGGAGGUGGAGUGGGUUGCUAGGGCGCGGUGGGUGGUUGAUGGGAAUAUUUGGACUUCGUCAGGGGUUAGUGCUGGGAUUGAUGUGACGUUGGCUUGGAUUGGGGAGGUUUUUGGGAAGGAGAAGGCUAAGGGGAUUGCGGAUUGGAUUGAGUAUAGUCGACAUGAGGAUCCGGAUGUGGAUCCUUUUGCUGAGCUUUAUGGGCUUUGA